This is a messenger RNA of Rotaria sordida, 1137 nucleotides long. The record is from the annotation of a GenBank genome assembly. NCBI's taxonomy places the organism in Eukaryota, Metazoa, Rotifera, Eurotatoria, Philodinida, Philodinidae.
AUGGCUCAAAGAGCGGAUGACGUUUCUACUUAUGACUACAUUAUCAUUGGAGGUGGAACCAGCGGUGCAGUUGCAGCUCGACGUUUGGCAGAGAAUAAUAUCAACUUUAGUGUGUGUCUUCUUGAAGCAGGUCCAAGUAAUCAUGAUAUAACCAUUAGUCAUAUUCCUGGUGGUCGGUUCUCGAUGUAUAAAACUUCACUCGAUUGGUGUUACCAAACUGUUCCUCAGAAAGGAUGUAACAAUCGUACCAUGGCUGUUCCACGAGGUCGUCUACUUGGUGGAUGUAGUGCAAUCAAUGAUACAUUCGUUACUCGUGGCACCAAAGCAGAUUAUGAUCGAAUUGCUGACAUGGGAAAUCCAGGAUGGAGUUGGAAAGAAAUGCUGCCAUUCUUUAAAGCAUCCGAAACAUUUCAUUCAACUGAAUGGCAUCAAGCAGACUUGGAUAUACACGGAACUGAUGGACCUUUACACAUCUCGAUGACUCCUCUCGCACCCAUAUCUGAAAAAAUUCUCGAAUCAUUUAUCGAUAAUGGUUUUGAUUACAAACCAGAUAUGUUUGUGCAAGGAGACUACGAAGGUAUUGGACAUAUUGGUCGUACAGUUUACAAUGAUGGCCUUCCAUACAAUCCAAUCAAUGGUGAAGGCGUCUUUACUGUGAACACUUUUCUUUGUGGACCACAAGCAAGGGGUACAGUACGACUAUUGUCGAAAGAUCCGAUCAGCAAACCAAUAAUUGAUCAUGCCUAUCUUGAUAAUGAUCUAGAUGUUGCAGUACUUGCCGAGGGUUGUCGUUUGUGUCAUGAAAUCAUAAUGAAAGGUCGAGGAACAAAAGAUAUUAUCGUUGGUGCUUGGCCGAAGAUAAUUUCGCAUCCAAAUGAUAUGAUCGGUUGGAAAGAGCAUGUACGAACAUUCGCAAGUAGCGGUUCUCAUCCAGCUGGAACAUGCAAAAUGGCACCUGAAAGUGAUCCUAUGGGAGUAGUUGACAGUCGUCUUCGUGUUAGGAAUGUGAAGGGAUUGCGAGUAGCAGAUAUAUCCAUUCUACCUAUUCUCAACAAUGGACAUCCGCAGAUACUUGCAUAUGCCAUUGGUGAAAAGGUGGCAUCUAUGAUUUUGCAAGACGUUGAUGUUUCAAAGUAA